AUGAAAAAAGAUAAGUGUCUAGGCAGAAUUGUCAAACCAUAUCUUAAUCCAAUUUCAAACGAUGAAAUUCCUCCUUAUCUAUGGCAACAUCUUAUUGAAUGCUCUGGCGGUCAACCAUUUGGAGCAACACUUUGUUCAGUUUACGAUGCCAACGUUAAUAAACUUGAAAGAGAUUAUUCAACUAGUGAUCUUAAUUCACUUGUUGAUCAAAUUGCAAACGAGUUCAAUCUUGAACGAAAUAGAGUUCAAGAUUAUUUCAAUCGUGCCAAAUGGUCUUCGCUUUCCAAACAGCUCUUCAACAGAAUUGAUAUGAAUCAGCCAAUUAAUGGAUAUAGAGCUGCUUCUUUGGGUGGCACCAUUAUUAAAAUUACAAAAGUUAAUGGCGUCUAUUACAUUAAUUGUCGUAAGGCUUUUGUUUCUGCAAAGCUUCAGCACAGCUAUUGGCAAGUUUACCUUGGUCAAAUGCAAUUUAUCCAAGCACCUAUCGAAACAUGGCAAGCACUCCCUCCUUGCGCAUUAAAUUAUAUUUAUUAUGAGCUUAAUAGCAAGAUUGAAGGCUUCCUCAACGUUUAUAAGAAUAUCUAA
This is a messenger RNA of Trichomonas vaginalis G3, 585 nucleotides long. RefSeq lists its product as uncharacterized. The transcript has a single exon. The record is from RefSeq and is a predicted model, not a curated record. Bases 1 to 585 code for a protein of 194 amino acids. NCBI's taxonomy places the organism in Eukaryota, Parabasalia, Trichomonadida, Trichomonadidae.